This is a messenger RNA of Gilbertella persicaria, 1465 nucleotides long. RefSeq lists its product as uncharacterized. The transcript is spliced from 7 exons. Bases 323 to 1465 code for a protein of 380 amino acids. Lineage: Eukaryota; Fungi; Mucoromycota; Mucoromycetes; Mucorales; Choanephoraceae. The record is from RefSeq and is a predicted model, not a curated record.
GCAAGAAGAGGGUUUGGUUAGGCUUGAUCAUCUUAAUCAAAUCCACAGUACACUGGUGUUUCUCUGUGGUUAUGCUCUCCUUCCAUAGAUAAGUUUCAAAUGAGAAUGCAUACCCUACUUACGAUUUUUUUUCUCAUAGGCAUCCAUCAAGGUACACUGGCUGUGUUUCUUUAGGCUAGCGAGCUUCAAGUUCUCAAGGUUUGUUCCACUCAAGCUGGUUUCUAGGUGGCUGAAAGGUCAUCCAUCAAGACAAACAGUAGGUUCAAGACUCUCUCCUACACUCUCUGUAUGGCUGUGCUUCUUUUGGUCGGUUAGUUUCAAGAUGACAAAGGUUGUUCUACUCAAGUUGGCUUUUCUAGGUUUCUACAAGGUGAUCAAGCAAGGCGUACUGCUGAUUCAAGACUUUCCCUCUGCGCUUGUGCUCUACUUUGGUCAGUAUCUGCAAGGCUAUCUGUCCAUGUUUACUGCUGGCUCUCGAUCGUCUCUUCUUGGUUGUGCUUGGUUAUGCUUGGUUAUGGUUGGCUUGUGCUUGGUUGUGCUUGGUUGUGGUCAGCAAGUUCCACGAUCACAAGGUCUGUUCUACUCAAGUUGGUUCCCUAGGCGUCUUCAAGGCUAUCCAUCAAGACAAACAUUUCAAGAUGACAAAGGUUGUUCUACUCAAGUUGGCUUUUCUAGGUUUCUACAAGGUGAUCAAGCAAGGCGUACUGCUGAUUCAAGACUUUCCUCUGCGCUUGUGCUCUACUUUGGUCAGUAUCUGCAAGGCUAUCUUCCAUGUUUACUGCUGGCUCUCGAUCGUCUCUUCUUGGUUGCUGGCUUGGUUAUGCUCGGUUAUGCUUGGUUUGCUUGGUUGUGGUCUAGCAAGUUCCACGAUCACAAGGUCUGUUCUACUCAAGCUGGUUCCCUAGGCGUCUUCAAGGCUAUCCAUCAAGACAAACAUUUCAAGAUGACAAAGGUUGUUCUACUCAAGUUGGCUUUUCUAGGUUUCUACAAGGUGAUCAAGCAAGGCGUACUGCUGAUUCAAGACUUUCCUCUGCGCUUGUGCUCUACUUUGGUCAGUAUCUGCAAGGCUAUCUAUCCAUGUUUACUGCUGGCUCUCGAUCGUCUCUUCUUGGUUGCGCUUGGUUAUGCUUGGUUGUGCUUGCUGUGCUUGGCUGUGCUUGGUUAUGCUUGGUUGUGCUUGGUUGUGGUUAGCAAGUUCCAUGAUCACAAGGUCUGUUCUACUCAAGCUGGUUCCCUAGGCGCUUCAAGGCUAUCCAUCAAACAUACCGAUACCUCAAAACUGUCUCUCUCUGAUAAUGCUCUAUUUAGUCCUUAUCUGCAAGGUCUUUUGUACAAGUAUCACUGGACUUUCAAGACUGGUUUUCCUAGCUCUGGUUCUCUUUGGCCUUCCAAGGUGUUUGUUCAAGGCUUCAACAGGUCUUCAUGGUGUGCGUUUCCUUCUUUGAGUCUUCUUGUUUCUGCUUAA